Molecule: messenger RNA, 1242 nt
Organism: Labeo rohita (rohu)
Lineage: Eukaryota; Metazoa; Chordata; Actinopteri; Cypriniformes; Cyprinidae
Gene: sod3b
Product: superoxide dismutase 3, extracellular b
Exons: 2
Coding region: 491-1075 (194 amino acids)
Biological process (GO): removal of superoxide radicals
Molecular function (GO): copper ion binding; superoxide dismutase activity
Source: RefSeq, a predicted model, not a curated record
AAUGCCUAAACAAGUAAAAUAGACAACAAAAAACUGGACAUUGUCGACAAUAUCCCGUUCUUUUUCUAAAAAGCAAUGGAAUCCAUUUUAAUAAGUUAGGUUGAGGAUUUUUAUUGUUAAUUAUAAGAGUUAAAAUUAUGCUUUUUUGUUUUUGUAGAUAUCUUUUCACUCCGAAAACAUUAAUGGAGGAUAAACUAGAAACGGGACAAAACCAAAAAAGUUAAUCAUCGUAUGUUUACAGACUGUAAUUUAAUAAAACACACGAUUUCUGCGCUGCAUUGUGGGCAGGGAUGAAAUUUGAUCCGCAGAGCCAGUGCAAGCACUAUAAUUUACUAAAUAUGAAAUGUUUACGCCCACGAGUUAAGCAAGUAUAAAAAACAAACAAAACUAACUUAAAUUUGCCACAAGCGAAGGAGCACCGACUAAGUAACACGUUUUUUAUUUAAAAAGUGCAUUUUAAAAAAGGUGACGUAACGAGGGAAAAGAAGAAAUGAAAUCCUUCUACAUUUUACCACUUCUAACAUUCGUGCUCAGUUGCCAUGUGCACUGCUGUGGGUCACACUCACGUUUGGCAUAUGCUUCAAAUCCAGCUUCCUCACCUGUGAAUGCUGUAUGUAGAAUGCAGCCUAACACUCGACUGUCACCUGGAAUGCCCCGUGUAUAUGGUCAGGUUUCUUUCAAACAGUCUGGCCCAAAGGAAAAGCUGAGCGUUACUUUCAGACUGUAUGGUCUCCCUGUCAAUAGCCAGCAGCCCAGAGCAAUGCACAUUCAUGAGUACGGAGACUUAAGUAAAGGCUGCGGAUCAACAGGUGGGCAUUACAAUCCCCUUGGCGUGAACCAUCCACAACAUCCAGGGGAUUUUGGGAACUUUGUUCCUGUUAAUGGGAAGAUUCAUCAAUCUUUGGACUCCAGUGCAACUCUCUUUGGAAAACUCUCAAUACUUGGCCGGUCUGUUGUCAUUCAUGAGGGAGAGGAUGAUUUAGGCAGAGGUGGGAACGUGGAAAGCUUGCUGAAUGGCAAUGCUGGAGGGCGACUGGCAUGCUGUGUUAUUGGACUGGCGAACCCCCAAAAUUAGCAUAUACAAAUAACAUACAGUACAUUUAAAAAAAAAUCUUUAUAAGAAAAAUAACUGAUAUGCUUUGAAAAUGGAAUUGUAGAGUUAAGUUGGUCAAAAUGCCCUGGUUCCUAUUGUAUCUACAAGACUAAAUAACCAUUAAAGUGAAUAAACUGGCUUUUCAAAGG